UAAUCUCUCUUUCUCCCUCACUUCUCUGUAUUUACUUUAUAUAUAUAUUUUACGUACACCUCGCUGUAUUUAUAUGCAUUUAUAUGUCAACGUUCUGUAAACGACUCGGACAUAUACCAUAAGCAAGCUACAUAAGUAGGGUAGCGCCGAAGAAUCAGUUAAUAUCAUUCUGUAAAUGACAAUAAAAUAAUAUUAUUCAACAAAGAAAAAAACAAAAGAAAGAAGGAAAACCAACAGGAAACAAAAAAGGAAAAGAAAAAAAAGAAAACUUAGAUUACACUAAAGAAAUUAAUAAAGAAAACAACUAUGGCCAGUAGCUGUGGUCCCUUGUCAAGAUUAACUAAGAAGCAAACAAUGAUAGCUGCAGGUUUGGCGUUAUUACUUUUGCUGGUAAUUUGUAUAUCUAUUGGUGUACCUUUGGCAGCAGCAUCCAAAUCCAGCAGAAGUGCUGAUAGUUUAGAGACAGCAAAAGUUAUUUUGAAAACACAUGCUCUCAUUGACGGGCAUAAUGAUUUACCAUACAGAAUUCGUAUAUAUACUGGAGUGAAUAAAACCGAUUUUAACAGCAGCUUGGACAAAGUUUGGGAAGUUUCACAAACCGAUAUUCCACGACUAAAAGAAGGAAUGGUUGGUGCACAGUUUUGGGCUGCUUACGUCCCCUGCGAUACUCAGUUCAAAGAUGCUGUUACUAAAUCUUUGGAACAAGUUGACAUAAUCAGGAAUUUAGUUGCAAAAUAUCCUGAAAUAUUUGAAUUCGUCACUACAUCUCAAGGAAUCAGGGAUGCCUUUAAAGCCAAAAAAAUUGCAAGUUUAAUUGGUUUGGAAGGCGGUCAUUCAAUUGAUAGCAGCUUAGGAACUCUAAGAAUGUUUUAUGAACUAGGAGUACGCUACAUGACAGUAACACACAGCUGUAAUACACCUUGGGCAGACAACUGGUUAGUUGAUGUAAAUAAAACGAAUGAACAUGAUGGAUUAACAGACUUUGGAAAGAAAGUCAUACAUGAAAUGAACCGUCUCGGAAUGUUGGUAGAUUUGUCUCACGUAGCAGUUCGAACAAUGGAAGAUGCUCUUGAUGAAUCAAAAGCUCCAGUUAUUUUCAGUCAUACAUCUGCUUAUGCUCUUUGCAAUCAUUAUCGAAACGCACCGGACGCAAUUUUGAAAAAAACCAAACAAAAUAGAGGCGUUGUUAUGGUUAACUUUUACAGUGAUUACAUCAAUUGCUAUCCUUCGAACCAAACAAAUGCUACAUUGUCACAAGUUGCAGACCAUAUUGACCACAUAAAAAACGUGGCUGGAGUUGAGACUGUUGGUAUUGGAGGAGACUAUGAUGGCGUCGAGAGAUUACCAAUCGGUUUAGAGGAUGUAUCAAAAUAUCCUGAUUUAUUCGCUGAACUUGUAAAACGUGGUUGGUCGAAUGAUGAUCUUGCUAAGCUGGCUGGUGAAAAUCUACUGCGUGUAUUCAAAGCAGCUGAAGAAGUACGUGACAACAUGAAAGACGAGGCUCCAAGUGAGGCCAGGAUUCCUGAUUCUGAGCGAGGAAAUUCAUCUUGCUACAAGAAGUUUUAAUAAUACUCCAGAUUUUUGUUUAAACUACGUCAGCAAUUGUUAAAGAUAAUAAUUUUAAAGUCUAAUUCAUAUUUUGAUAUAUAGUUAUAACAAUUAUAAAUUGCAGCCACGUCCAAUAAUGAAAAUUACAAAUUAACUCUUCAUUAAGAUUUCGUCACUUCUUAGUAAUACGUAAUCGUUAACUAUAAGAUAAAAGGCAAAUAUUUGAAGUAAAACAGAUAUUUAACCAUUUAUACUUCAUCGAAUAAACUUAUCGGUACAUUAAA
Octopus sinensis (East Asian common octopus) is the source of this 1832-nucleotide messenger RNA. Its product is annotated as dipeptidase 1. Gene Ontology annotation, biological process: proteolysis. The transcript has 10 exons. The coding region runs from base 307 to 1566 and encodes 419 amino acids. NCBI's taxonomy places the organism in Eukaryota, Metazoa, Mollusca, Cephalopoda, Octopoda, Octopodidae. The record is from RefSeq and is a predicted model, not a curated record. Gene Ontology annotation, molecular function: metallodipeptidase activity.